GUAAAGUCACGAUAAGAGUCAACAGAAUUGGCCAAGCUUCGAACCACACUCACUAGCAAACGAACUCAGUGUAUGUCCAAGUUGUUUGGGCGUUGGGUGGUUUCAGAGUCAGAAGAUGGCAGCAGAUUUAAGAUCGCGUACAAAAACCUUGGCCGAGUUCGAAUACAUUGAAAUUCUCUCCAAGAAUCCAAUACGGGAAGAAUUAUACCAGGCUGUCUUUGAAGAAAACGCCGAAGAUAUCAGUAGUAUUUUGAAAGAGAGAAAAAUAGAUCUUCAAGAAAACAGGCAAUACACUAAUCUUCUCGUAAGAACAGCUAUUGAAAAAUGAUAAAGUUCUUGAAAUUUUGUUCGGAAAUGGAGCCAAAGUUGGUGGUUCGCUUUUCACAGCUGUUAGAAUGAACGCGUAUAAAUGCGUUAAAGUCAUUGUGAAGAUCGUCAAGAACAGCUUCGAUGAGGAUGAUGUAGGUCCAGCACAGACGAAACGCGAGGGUUUUAUCACUCCACUGAUGAUGGCGCUACAGCUAAACUACUAUGACAUCGUGGAGUACUUUAUCGCUGAGGGAUAUAAAAUAGAAGAGCUGGAAGACGAGGAAACCGGGGAAAAAAGUAAAAAUAACCUGAACAUUGACUUGGUAAAAAUUACCAAUACAUUUGGAAUACGUAUGAAGUCUAAACACCCGAGAAAUUCCUUCCCUAAAGAACACAAGGUGCUGUUUAAGAUCAACACGUAUCAGGCAAAGGCUAACCCUCUCUAUAUCUGCUACAUGUUUAUUCACGAGAAGACUAGCGUCAACCCGCUGUUUGAGAUCUUCAGGUUGAACCAAGUUUUAAUCAAACAAUCCAGUCUUGACGAGGAAUUUAAGGAACACUAUAAAGAAGAAUCCGAGAAAUGUGAAGAUUUCGCCGUUGAUUUAAUGGAACAAUGUCGAACCUUCAAAGAAAUCAAGAUGUUGACAGACGUCAUUCCAGAAUUCGAAAAGAAAAAGAGACACGUCCAGAUUAAGAAAGAAGAUGCAAGGGAUUUGACUUUCCUGAACCUGGCCAUCAAAGGGGGCAAUGAAAAGUUGGUAUUUGCAAGAUGGAUGGAUGUGUGUAUGUGUGUGUGUGUAUCUGAUUCAGUUCCUUUGAUUCUUUUCCGUGUAGAUUGGAUCAUUCUAGUCUGGAUUAUGGGRAUGAUCUUUCAAGAAUUCAAGGAACUAUGGAUCCAAGGAAAGAGGCGUUACUUCGGGCAGUGGUGGAACGCGGUGACUUUCCUAAUGAUGGCAUUCUUCGUGGGMUCCUACUCACUGAGGCUGAUUGCGUACGGCAUAACAGGCAACUGGGCUGUUCUAGAUCCCAUAAAAGGCUUCGGUUUCUCCUCUUGGUACCAGGUCAUCUUGCUCUCCAACAGCUUGUUUUCUAUUGGAAUGGUAUUGAGUUUCAUUCGUCUUUCAGGCGCUUUUCAAGCUAACGACAUACUUGGUCCAUUACAGCUUUCUUUGUACCAUCUUAUCCUGGAUGUCUUCAAAUUCAUGGUGUUUUUUGUCUUGAUAUUUUUGGCKUUUGGUUUGAGCUUAAGGAAGCUGUACUCCCACUACAUCAGUACACAGAUGUAUAUGACCAAACAAAGGAGGGCAUUGAACAGUACAAAUUCUGAAACAGAGCACAAGUUUUCAGAUGUUGGAACAGGGCUCUACGGUUUGUUCUGGUCGCUCUUCGGACUAACAGAUCUACAGAAUUUCAGCACCAAAGACGAGAACUUCGCCAUCACCAAGGAAACCGGAGAACUUCUGUUUGGGGUUUUUCAGGUYCUUGCUGUCAUCGUGGCUAUCAAUAUGCUUAUAGCGAUGAUGACGAGAUCUUUUGAUGAAAUCGCGAGUAACGCCACCAAGAAGUGGAAAGUGUCACGAACUAGCCUGUGGAUGUUCUGGGUGGAGAAGGGUAGUAUUCUACCGCCGCCUCUCAACCUCAUUCCUAAUGUUCAUUAUUUGUACCAACAAAUAAAACGAAUGGUGAAAUCAUGUGAAAAGGAGACUUUUGAUGUUGACAUUACUGAUGGAUUUGAGCAUGAGCUGGAGGAGAGUGGUCAAAGUAGCGGCGAAUCCAAGAGACAUCGUAAACUCAAGGAUAUUCUCAAAAGAUAUAUUGCCACAAGGAAGAUAACAGACAACGUUCAUCCAAGGGAUGAAGAACUUAGAAGACAAACUUCUUUGUUGCAGGAGUUAAAAWUGAAAAGCGGGGAUAAAACCUCGAAGACACAUUUAUAGACACUUUGCACUUUGGUGGUUCUAAAUCAUUAAACAAAAAUCAUAGGAAGAGUAUAAACAAAAUAAUACUCAAGUAUUCAUUUAUCAAUAUGAAAGCCAAAAUCGUAAUCUUAAAUCGCAAAUCGCUCACACAAAUUCUAACAUUUAUCAAAAGCCGAUUUUUUUCCUUUUGACGACUUUUUGAUUUUGGUUUUUAACAUUUUUCUUUCCAAUGUUUUCAUUGUUUCCUUCCCAAAAAGAUUCGACCUGCCAUAUUUAUGAAUCAAUGGUUGCUAAUGAAAAACUGUGCUCAUGCUCACACCGUUGUUCGUAGGUGAUUUGAGAAUAUUUGCACUGCGCAGCUGCAAGUUCAACCCAUUAUUUACUAGGACUAGAUUURUAAAUUUCUGCAUUGCACUGCGCACGCUCACACUGCUAUUUACACGCGGUUCUUUUACAGUUGAACAACCAAUCAARAUUUGGUACAUAUUCGAAUGAUAAUAAAUUCAAGUGAAUUUUGUAUGGCCAGAAACAGAAGAACGAUCGGUAAGAUGCCAAGACUGCUAAGAAUCUUGGGUUUCAUAUAGUUGGAAAACUAAAUAUGUAUUCACUUGUGCAGUGAUGUCUACUUCGUUCUCAAAUUCUUUCCUACGAGCCUGAAUGGAAGCAACGACACCAAGGCAGUUCACAAAAUUGACGUCAAAAAUAUCAUUGAACUAGUGGAAAAGAAGCAGAUUAAUUUUUGCGAAGAUUGAAGUACGAUAAACAACUCUUCGGUGAAAACAAUCAUUCGAAAAGAUAAUGGUAAAGUUUUGAAAAUUAAAGUAACUUGAUAGUUUGAUACGGUGUUAGAAGAAUAGUGAAAAGACAGAAAGAAGGAAGAAAGAAAGAAGGGAAAAGAAUGAAAGAAAGUAAGACUGAAGAUUCAAUAUUAAACUGAAUAUGCUGAAA
This is a messenger RNA of Actinia tenebrosa (Australian red waratah sea anemone), 3176 nucleotides long. RefSeq names its product short transient receptor potential channel 4. Gene Ontology annotation, molecular function: inositol 1,4,5 trisphosphate binding; store-operated calcium channel activity. The record is from RefSeq and is a predicted model, not a curated record. Lineage: Eukaryota; Metazoa; Cnidaria; Anthozoa; Actiniaria; Actiniidae. Gene Ontology annotation, cellular component: plasma membrane; cation channel complex. Gene Ontology annotation, biological process: calcium ion transmembrane transport; regulation of cytosolic calcium ion concentration.